This is a messenger RNA of Triticum turgidum subsp. durum (durum wheat), 522 nucleotides long. Lineage: Eukaryota; Viridiplantae; Streptophyta; Magnoliopsida; Poales; Poaceae. The record is from the annotation of a GenBank genome assembly.
AUGGCGCGCGGCGUGCCGGCGGCUACCAAGGGCGGCGCGGGCGCCGGGAAGAAGAAGGGGUCGGUCACCUUCGUGAUCGACUGCACCAAGCCCGUCGACGACAAGAUCAUGGAGAUCGCGUCGCUCGAGAAGUUCCUGCAGGAGCGCAUCAAGGUCGCCGGCGGCAAGGCCGGCAACCUUGGGGACUCCGUCACCGUCGCCCGCGACAAGAGCAAGGUCACCGUCACCUCCGACGGGGCCUUCUCCAAGAGUUUAAUUAGUCGAUACUCACUGCUUUCGCUGCUUGAACAAUGGCUCUUGUGUUCAGAAGCUGCUUUUGUUCAUUGUGUAUCAUGCUCUCCUCUUAUGUUGGAUCUCAUACAUUCUCAUUUUCUCAGGUACUUGAAGUACUUGACAAAGAAGUACCUGAAGAAGCACAAUGUGCGUGACUGGCUCCGGGUGAUUUCAUCCAACAAGGACCGCAGUGUCUAUGAGCUCCGGUACUUCAACAUUGCCGAGAACGAGGGCGAGGAGGAGGAUUAG